Penicillium daleae is the source of this 1206-nucleotide messenger RNA. RefSeq lists its product as uncharacterized. The coding region runs from base 1 to 1206 and encodes 401 amino acids. NCBI's taxonomy places the organism in Eukaryota, Fungi, Ascomycota, Eurotiomycetes, Eurotiales, Aspergillaceae. The record is from RefSeq and is a predicted model, not a curated record. The transcript has a single exon.
AUGUUCCAAGCACCUUUUUCUCUUUCAUACUCCCACAUUCAGCCGCGUCCUCGGUUCUGUAUCUUUCGGCCUGGUGGUAUCCCUGCUCCAUUGAUUCCCAUCGAUGAAUUGCCCUCGUGGUUGCAUAUUGGCAACUUUGGCCGUGACUCAACCGCGGCUCUACAACCGGUCUCUCUCAGCUUCAUCCCACGCGAGGGCGAGUACGAUGUGAUCUGCCAUCAUUGUUCCAGCAGCGUGGAUUCCUUGCAUCAAAGCACCUCCGAGCGGAACUCGGACUCGCAGUCUCCACAGUCAGCCGCAAGCCAGACCAGAAGCUGCCCUGGCGCUUUCUUUGCUCCGGCUGCAGACUGUGAUGUUCAAGCUGUGGUCCAGCCGAUCAACAUCAUGGGCCAACUUCCUGUCCAAGCAGCAGUUCAAAGUCCAUUUCUUGGGAUGUAUAUGCUUCAGAUGCCCGCCAUCUCCUCCAAUGUGAUGCCGUCAGUCAUGCGAACACCCGCGGCCAUGGAAAAGGCCCGAGACAUUGCAAGCACCUGUUCCCACAUCGGGUCUGAUCUGUUCGAGAAGAGUUUCCCUCAAGGAGAACAUCAAUCAUCUGGAUCAGAUGCAGAUUCGGAGAGAUCAGUUCCACCAUCUGAGAAAACGACCAUCCCAGCGCCGGCCAAAAGGGUUGAUAGCCCCGAUCCCCGAGUGGACCAUGUCUCCAGCCCCAACUCUCGGAUCGGCUUUGAUGCUGCCGCUGAGAUGGAAUCGCGUAUUCAGGAACCUUCACCAAUGGAGGGUUCUCAGGAUGCAAUGACCGUGCUCAACGAGAGCAUCGCUUCCACCAGAUCACUCACCGCGGCUGUUCUGCGACUCGGGCAGCUGAUGGCUGAAGGCAAAAUUCGUCGACCAUCCAACUUUGAUCCUGGACAGCUCCAUCGCACUGGCUUCAAGUCAGAUUCCAAAACGCGUCCACGGGCACCAAGUGUGCAUGCUCCCUCAAAGCGUGUUCGGGUUCGUCAUCGCCGUCGUCGUGCUGACAAGGCUGCCAAGUCUAAGCCUGCACCUAAGACAAACGAGGAGCCCAAGCCUGAACAGCCAAACUCUGCCACCAAGAGACGGGAACGUCGUGAGAAAUUGAAUCGAGGCAAGAAGGAUACGGGUAGUCCAAGUCGCUUUGCCCACAUGACAGCCAUGCAGAAUGGGCAUGAGGCCCCACAUCGCUGA